This is a messenger RNA of Striga hermonthica, 1071 nucleotides long. The record is from the annotation of a GenBank genome assembly. Lineage: Eukaryota; Viridiplantae; Streptophyta; Magnoliopsida; Lamiales; Orobanchaceae.
AUGAAGAGUGAUGAAGAGGGGCGUUCUCUGUUUGGAAUAUCGCUGUCUGAGAGGCCCAGAUGGCAGCAAUUCUUGAUUUGUUCCUCUGGGUUUUUCUUUGGCUAUCUCGUUAAUGGCGUCUGUGAGGAAUAUGUAUACAACAGGCUCCAGUUCAGUUAUGGGUGGUACUUCACCUUUGUGCAAGGGUGGGUUUAUAUUCUGCUAAUUUACCUUCAAGGAUUUACCACCAAGCAAAUGGUGAAUCCAUGGAAGACAUAUGUGAAGCUCUCAGCCGUGCUCAUGGGCUCGAACGGGCUCACGAAGGGCUCUCUGGCUUUUCUCAAUUAUCCAGCCCAGCUCAUGUUCAAAUCCACCAAGGUUUUGCCUGUCAUGAUCAUGGGGGCUUUUAUUCCGGGUUUAAGACGUAAAUACCCUCCUCAUGAAUAUGUUUCGGCUAUCCUUUUGGUGAUCGGCCUUAUUCUUUUCACCUUGGCCGAUGCCCAAACUUCUCCAAAUUUCAGCGGAAUUGGGGUCUUUAUGGUAUCUGGUGCAUUGAUUAUGGAUGCAUUCUUAGGAAAUUUACAAGAAGCUAUCUUUACAUUGAAUCCUGAAACAACACAGACAGAAAUGCUUUUUUGCUCGACUUUGGUAGGCAUGCCUUUCUUGAUUCCACCUAUGCUAGUUACUGGAGAACUGUUUAAGGCCUGGGACUCGUGUUCGCAGCAUCUGUAUGUGUACGGAGUUCUGGUUUUUGAAGCCAUGGCCACCUUUAUUGGACAAGUUUCGGUUCUUUCACUCAUCGCAUUGUUUGGUGCUGCCACCACAGCUAUGGUGACAACGGCUAGGAAGGCAGUAACCUUACUGCUUUCAUACAUGAUCUUUACGAAACCUUUGACCGAGCAACAUGGGACUGGGCUUUUGUUGAUUGCAAUGGGGAUUAUACUGAAAAUGUUGCCCGAUAGCAAGCCGAGCAAAAGUCCCGCAGCCUUGAAUUCGAGGCCCAGGAUUGAAAGUUCAUCGUCACAAAGCGAAGAUAGAAGGUUUGAAUUAGGACAAGAAGAGGAUGAUGAAGAAAAGAAGCCUUUGGUCUGA